Messenger RNA from Brassica napus (rape), 963 nucleotides. RefSeq names its product UDP-glycosyltransferase 90A2-like. Gene Ontology annotation, molecular function: UDP-glycosyltransferase activity. The coding region runs from base 1 to 963 and encodes 320 amino acids. The record is from RefSeq and is a predicted model, not a curated record. The transcript has 2 exons. NCBI's taxonomy places the organism in Eukaryota, Viridiplantae, Streptophyta, Magnoliopsida, Brassicales, Brassicaceae.
AUGUCCCCCUCUAUAUUGGACAGUGUUUUUAAAAACAAGCUUUUAUCUGAGGUUAAGUCCGAGACGGAGGCUGUUGCUGUACCGGAGUUUCCGUGGAUUAAGGUUAGAAAAUGUGAUUUUGUUGAAGAUAUGUUUGAUACAAAACCCACCACGGAUCCUGGAUUCGAGCUUAUCCUUGAUCAAUGCGCGUCUAUGAGUCAGAGUCAAGGUAUCAUAUUCAACACGUUCGAUGAUCUUGAACCGGUGUUUAUAGAUUUCUAUAAACGUACACGCGAGCUCAAGCCAUGGGCACUUGGACCGCUUUGUCUUGGAAAAAACUCCUUGGAGGAUGAGGGAGAAGAGAAGGUGAAAUCUGUUUGGAUGAAAUGGCUUGAUGAAAAGCGAGACAAGGGAUGCUACGUUCUCUACGUGGCUUUUGGGUCACAAGCCGAGAUUUCGAGAGAACAAGUAGAGGAAAUUGCGUCAGGGUUGGAAGAAUCAAAGGUGAACUUUCUGUGGGUGGUGAAAGGAAACGAAAUAGGAAAAGGGUUUGAAGAGAGAGUGGGAGAGAGAGGAAUGGUGGUGAAAGAUGAAUGGGUUGAUCAAAGGAAGAUACUAGAGCACGAGAGUGUAAGAGGGUUCUUGAGCCACUGUGGGUGGAACUCUCUGAUGGAGAGCAUUUGCGCUGAGGUUCCAAUCUUGGCGUUUCCUGUAGCAGCCGAGCUACCUUUGAAUGCGAUGUUGGUGGUGGAAGAGCUGAGAGUGGCGGAGAGAGUGGUGGCGGCGAGUGAUGGAGCUGUGAGAAGAGGAGAGGUUGCAGAGAAAGUGAAGGAGUUGAUGGAGGGAGAGAAAGGGAAAGAGCUGAGGAGGAAUGUUGAAGUAUAUGGCAAGAAGGCGAAGAAGGCUUUGGAGGAAGGUGUUGGCUCUUCUUGGAAGAAUUUGAAAAACCUAAUCAAUGAGUUUUGUAACAAUAUGGGAACAUGA